Erpetoichthys calabaricus (reedfish) is the source of this 4272-nucleotide messenger RNA. Its product is annotated as butyrophilin subfamily 1 member A1-like. The transcript has 11 exons. NCBI's taxonomy places the organism in Eukaryota, Metazoa, Chordata, Cladistia, Polypteriformes, Polypteridae. The record is from RefSeq and is a predicted model, not a curated record. Gene Ontology annotation, molecular function: protein binding. The coding region runs from base 348 to 1805 and encodes 485 amino acids.
GGUCCACUCCUGGAGGCCAUAAUACAUACACAAAGUACAGUAUUUACUUGUGCAAUACCACCCAGCGGCUACACAGACUUGUGCGCUAUUUUCACAUUUCGAAAACACAUUUUUAGACCAAAAAUGACUCCGCCCGCCACUUACUAAAGAUAUUUCCUUGAGUCAGAGGAGAAAAGGGGAGAAGCCAAGUACUUCUCGAUUCUGUGCGAAGAGAAAUCCCAUUGUAAACUGAAAGGUGACAACAUGUGAAACCUAGCAACUGAAGACGGAGCUGCCAUCUAAAAGGAAACCGCAGCGCAGUUCGGCUGCAUUCUGGGUGUAGACAAACGUAGCCUACUGUACAAGAAAUGAUGAGCAGAUUUUAUACUAUCAUCUUCAAUCUCAUUCAAGUUGGUCUGGUGCACUUGGAGAUAUUCAGCCUUACUGCACCAGAUUCACUCCAGUUUAGUAAUGUAGGUGGUAAAGUGGUGUUGCCUUGCCUGCUCUCUCCCAGCAUCAGUGCUGUUGACAUGGAAAUCCUGUGGUCUAGAGAUGAAAGGAAAAUAUUCCACUACAGAGAGCAAAAAGAGGUUACACAAGGCAUUCAUAGCAGCUAUGUGGGUAGGACACACAUUGCAAAAGCGGAAAUAACCUUAGGAAAUGUUUCGCUUCACCUGGACAAUGUUCACACUGUGGAUGAAGCAGUAUAUACAUGCGAAGUUGUUUCUAAGAACUGGCAUGACAGCAAAACUGUCAGGUUAAAGAUUAUUGCACUGGGCAGCAUCCCCCUGAUGUCUUUGGCUGGACUUCAGAAAAAUGGUAUACUGUUAUACUGUGAUUCAAAAGGAUGGUACCCCAGGCCUGUAAUUGAAUGGUCUGACAGAAAGCAAACUAAUUUAACAGGACAGGCCAUAUAUUCUGAAGAACUGGACAACUCUGGGUUAUACAACGUGCAGAGUUAUCUACAAGUAUAUGAAGAGAAUAAACAUGAGCUUUCCUGUAUCAUCAAGCAAGGUGAACAUGAACUGCAAUCCAGAAUUAGUAUUAAUGAAGACUUUUUUCCACGGGUUUCAGCUAUGACUGUGGUUUUAGGAAUUCUUCUGCCCUUGAGUGUUCUGGCCUUCAUGGUGAUGACCUUUACUGCUCUGAAUUUCAAGAAUAAAGUUAAAGCUGAACGGCAACGAGCAGAGGCUGAGUAUGAUGAAUUUUCUCAACGUCUUGCAGCUGAGAGGCUACGUGUUCAAGAUGAAUAUACAGCACAGGCUCAAAGUCUUGAUGCAAGGAAUAUUCACAGGUUUGCAGAAGACUUAACUCUAGAUCCAGAGACGGCACACCCUUACCUUCAAAUAUCAGAAGACAGAAAACAAGUGAAAAGAGGAGACAAACGUCAGGACCUUCUUGAUGGGCCUCAGAGAUUUGAUGCUUGGGCCUGUAUUCUGAGUACACAGGGGUUCAACAGUGGACGGCACUACUGGGAAGUGGAUGUUGGAAAUAAUAUUGACUGGAUAUUGGGAGUAAUGAAAGAAACUGCAUUAAGGAAAGGUACAAUUGAUAUGACUCCCAGUCAGGGAUACUGGACACUGAAGCAGUAUGAAGAUCAGUUUACAGCAUUGGAUAGCAUCAGGACCAGUCUCACUUUGAGCAUAAGGCCCACAGCCAUCGGAAUGUAUCUGGAUUAUGAGGAAGGCCAAUUUUCUAUUUAUAAUGUGGACAGCAGAAAUCUGAUCUAUACAUUUACAGAAAAUUUCAGAGAAAAAGUUUACCCUGUCUUCAGGACAUAUGAUACCUGCAAUUUAAAAUUAAGGUUGCCGGUUGAAACACAUUAAAAGAUGGCUGAACUGUUUGCUAGUUAGGAUUUUUCAAAGAUAUUUUAUGCAACAAGUGGACCACUAUCCUUAAUCUUCAAGAUAUUUUGCGUCACAUUUCCCAUUGCGACCUGGAAGAUUGUCUGGAGUAAUGAAGAUUAACAUAUUCAUUGCACCACUGUGGUUUGUGUAUUUAAUACACUUUGCACAUGCAUCAAUAUCAUUUUUCCAUAUAUACAAUAUAUGCAUAUAUAUUUAUUUGUUUGUUAUCACAAUAUUACUCGCUUUUCCUGUUUUGUUAUGAAUUGCUUCCCUUUGUUUUCAUUCUUGUGCGUCAUAAAUCCUUGCAAAAGUGUUUGUUGGACUUUUCCAGGAGAAACAUUCAGAAGGUUCCUUGUUUUCCUAAAAUUUCCUGACUGGCAAUUCUCUGCAGCCUUUUACGCUCCAAACAUCUUAAACACAGGUGGCAUGGCGGCGCAGUGAUAGUGCUUCUGCCUUGCAGUAAGGAGACCUGGGUUCACUUCCUGGGUCCUCCCUGCAUGGAGUUCACAUGUUCUUCCCGUGUCUGCAUGAGUUUCCUCCUCCUUAGGUGCAUUGGCGAUCCUAAAUUGUGCUUGGUGUGUGAAUGUGUGUGCCCUGUGAUGGACUGGCACCCUGCCCGGGAUUUGUUCCUGCCUUGACUCCUGUGUUAGGAUAUAGUGGGUUGGACGAUGACUGAGUGACAUCUUAACACUCUUGCAGCAUCUGAAGAAGAUAAAAACAAGAGCUCAGACAGCACACUCUUGACAUUUAUCUUGGGUCUCCUGACAGAGCAAGACAGUGGAUUUGUGUGCUGAAAAAUUCUUCAAUGCAAGCUAAAUAUAAAACUAGUAUUUGUGUCACGACUGCUUUAUGAUGUUAUGGUUAUUUUGUCACUGAUGUGGCCAUGAAGUGGCACAAUGUUAGGUUUCAUCUAGGGUCUGACUUAAUUACAUUUUCACUUUUUAAGUAAUUUUUAAUUAUUUUGCAUGUGUUUUUGUUAUUUUGCAACUUUUGUAUAUUUUUUGUUUAAAUAUUAUGUGGCAUUUAUGUAUUUUGUAUAUAUGUUCCUUAGUUAUAUGUCUUGCAUUCUGUGGGUGUGACCACAGGAGGCUGCUCCACCAAAAUGUCAUUAUUGAAGGACCACCCUUGGACUGAUGGCUAAAAUCCUUCAGAGAAUCAGUAAGCAUUAUGGAGUAAGGAUAAAGAUUUGCUGCAGUGGGUUGGCACCCUGCCCGGGAUUGGUUCCUGCCUUGUGCCCUGUGUUGGCUGGGAUUGGCUCCAGCAGACCCCCGUGACCCUGUGUUCAGAUUCAGUGGGUUAGAAAAUGGAUGGAUGGAUAAAGAUUUGUAAGCAUUGUUUAGAAUUCUGGUUUCUGCAUUUUGAUUAUGGACUGGGCUUGUUUGCUUCAGGUUUUGUAUUUAAAUGAUCAUUUUUGCGCUGGCUUUUUCUCUGUCUUGCCUGUAUGCUGGUCCAUUUUUUAUGUAAUAAAUUAGUGAAAAAUAAAAGAACAUUUUUUUUUGUCUGAAAGGCCAGAAGUUAUCCUUUUCCCUAAAAGACAUAUUUGGGUAUUUUGAAAUUACUGCACUUUAAAAGCCCAAGCCCUAUUUUGAGCUUGAGCCCCAUUUGGGUUGGGGCUAGGCUGUUGAGGUUGCGAACUGUUUCUUAGACAAUGACCUAGUGAAGUCUGGUCUGGAUUUUAUUUAUUUUGUGGCCUGCUCACUCUUAUUUUCUAUUUUGGUGUUGCUGAAUAACAACAUACUAUAAGCAGACAUUUCCACAGUGUUAUUCCCAGCACUGAACCUUGUCCAUCCAUGGGCAUACUUAGUAAUUAUUGUAGUGCUCUCGACUAGGUUGUGUCUACUGUGGUCCUUAGAUUGCACGUGAAUGUAUCACUUUGUGGCUGAGCUUUGUGCUAGUCAUAGAUGCAUACAAUUCACAAUAAUAGAACUUACUGUUCACCAGGGCAGAUCUAGCAGAGCAGAAAUUUCACAUACUGACUUGUGGCAAAGGUGGCAUCCUCUGACAGUGCUAUGUUUAAAGUCACUGAACUCUUCAGUAAGACCCAUUCUGCUGUCAAUGAAAAUUGCAUAGCUAUGUGUUUGAUUUUACACACCUAUUAACAAUGAAUCUUCUGAACUCAAUAACCUGGUGGAGUGUCCACAGACAUUUAGCCGUAAAAUGAAUUUUAUGGAUAAUGGUUGUAUUGCAAUAAACUUACAAUGAUGUUGAAAAAAAAUGAUGGGGCUAAUUUGCCAAAGAUUACACCUUACUUAUUGUAAAUAAACUCGUGAAGUCAUUUUAAUGUAAGGUAGCUGUAUAAAGAAUAAAAAAAUCAGUAUUAUCACACUUGUUAACUUUAAGUAGCCAUUUCUAACAAUAUUAUUUUUGAGUAUUGUGCACUGGAAAAUUAGUUUUCAUGGGUACAAUUUUUUCUGGAGUAUGUUUCUUGGUAGAGAUUUUUAAAUUU